Messenger RNA from Peromyscus leucopus (white-footed mouse), 2721 nucleotides. It is a transcript of the gene Ap4b1, whose product is annotated as adaptor related protein complex 4 subunit beta 1. Gene Ontology annotation, cellular component: membrane coat; clathrin adaptor complex. The record is from RefSeq and is a predicted model, not a curated record. Bases 167 to 2386 code for a protein of 739 amino acids. NCBI's taxonomy places the organism in Eukaryota, Metazoa, Chordata, Mammalia, Rodentia, Cricetidae. Gene Ontology annotation, molecular function: clathrin binding. The transcript has 11 exons. Gene Ontology annotation, biological process: vesicle-mediated transport; intracellular protein transport.
AACAGCACUCCUGCGUGAGGCGUCCCGACGACAUGCGGACGCAAGGACAAGGGAAAAACAACCCAGACGUGGAAGGAGUAGACAGAACUCCCACCUCGGGACUAGAAGGAGCCCACGAGUUCCCCCCCACGGGUCCGUGGAAGCUGCCCCGUGACUGCUGGCGAAGAUGCCAUACCUUGGCUCCGAGGACGUGGUGAAGGAACUGAAGAAAGCUCUGUGUAACCCUCAUAUUCAGGCUGAUAGGCUGCGCUACCGGAAUGUCAUCCAGCGAGUUAUUAGGCAUAUGACUCAGGGCUUGGACAUGUCUGGUGUUUUUAUGGAAAUGGUGAAGGCCAGUGCCACUGUAGAUAUUGUUCAGAAAAAGUUGGUUUAUCUGUAUAUGGGCACAUAUGCACCUUUGAAACCAGAUCUGGCACUCUUGGCCAUCAAUACACUAUGUAAAGACUGCUCAGACCCCAACCCAAUGGUGCGAGGACUGGCACUCCGGAGCAUGUGUAGCCUCAGGAUGCCUGGUGUGCAGGAGUAUAUCCAACAGCCUGUCCUUAAUGGUCUGCGGGAUAAGGCUUCCUAUGUCAGAAGAGUGGCAGUCCUUGGCUGUGCCAAGAUGCAUAAUCUUCAGGGAGACUCUGAAGUGGAUGGUGCUCUGGUCAAUGAGUUAUACAGUCUUCUGCGUGACCAGGAUCCAAUUGUGGUUGUGAACUGCCUGAGGUCUCUAGAGGAAAUUUUGAAACAGGAAGGAGGUGUUGUCAUUAAUAAGCCCAUUGCGCAUCAUCUCUUAAAUAGAAUGUCAAAACUGGAUCAAUGGGGCCAGGCGGAAGUACUGCACUUUCUGCUCCGCUACCAACCCCGAAGUGAGGAGGAGCUGUUUGAUAUUCUCAAUUUGUUGGACAGCUAUCUCAAGAGCAGCAGCACAGGUGUGGUGAUGGGAGCCACCAAACUCUUCCUGAUCUUGGCAAAAAAGUUCCCCCAUGUACAAACUGAUGUGCUUGUACGAGUCAAGGGGCCCUUGCUAGCAGCCUGUUCUUCCGAGAGCCGUGAGCUCUGUUUUGCUGCUCUCUGUCAUGUCCGCCAAGUCUUGCAUAGUUUGCCAGGUCACUUCAGCAGUCACUACAAAAAGUUUUUUUGCUCUUACUCGGAACCCCACUAUAUCAAGCUCCAGAAGGUGGAAGUGCUGUGUGAACUGGUGAAUGAUGAGAAUGUGCAGCAGGUUCUAGAAGAGCUUCGAGGGUACUGCACGGAUGUGUCUGCUGACUUUGCACAGGCUGCCAUCUUUGCCAUAGGUAGCAUUGCCAAGACUUACACAGACCAGUGUGUACAGAUUCUAACAGAGUUGCUGGGGCUCCGACAAGAACACAUCACUACGGUGGUGGUGCAGACUUUCCGAGACCUGGUUUGGUUGUGCCCUCAGUGUACGGAAGCUGUGUGUCAGGCCCUGCCCGGCUGUGAGGAGAACAUUCAAGACAGUGAGGGGAAACAGGCACUUAUUUGGUUACUUGGGGUCCAUGGAGAAAAAAUAUCCAAUGCUCCUUAUGUGUUGGAGGACUUUGUAGAAAACGUGAAGUCAGAGACAUUUCCUGCUGUUAAGAUGGAGCUGCUGACUGCACUAAUGCGCCUCUUCCUUUCGCGCCCUGCGGAGUGCCAGGACAUGCUGGGACGUCUGUUGCAUUACUGCAUAGAGGAAGAAAAGGAUAUGGCUGUACGAGACCGAGGUCUCUUCUAUUAUCGCCUCCUGUUAGUUGGCAUUGAUAAAGUUAAGCAGAUCCUGUGUAGUCCUAAAUCCGACCCUUCUCUUGGACUUUUGGAGGAUCAACCAGAACGACCUGUGAAUAGCUGGGCUUCAGAUUUCAAUACACUGGUGCCAGUGUAUGGCAAAGCCCACUGGGCAACUAUCUCUAAAUGCCAGAAGGUAGAGCGUCAUCGUCUUGAGCUACCUCCUAAUGCAUCCUUGGCUAAACCAGGUCACUUGAUUUCUGAAGAGAACAAGCAAGGAAUACAAGAAUCUCUUGAUCCUGAAGCUCUCAUGCUGGUCCCCAAUCUCCAGCUUACUGCUGAGUAUUUUGAGAAAACAUGGCUUAACCUCAAAAUUACUCAUCAACAGGUGUUUCCUUGGCAGGGAGAAGUCCAGCCCGACACUCUCCAAAUGGCUCUAAAAGUAGUGAACAUUCAGACCAUCGCAAUGAGCAAGGCUGGGGCACAGCCCUGGAAAGCCUACCUCAGCGCUCAGGAUGAUACUGGUUGUCUCUUCUUAACUGAAUUACUGUUGAAGCCUGAGAACUCAGAAAUGCAAGUCUCUGUGAAAGAGAGUGAGGCAAGGACUGAAGCGCUGCACGGUUUUGUUUCUGUGUUAGAAACUGUGAUCGGAACAGUUGGAGACAUAAAAUCCUAAGAGUCUUGCUGCGUGCCUUGCAGUGAGGUGAACAGCUUUCAGAGUUCCUCCAUUUGCUAAAUAGAGCUGCUUCUGAGUCCAUAUGCAAAGAGAUCAGAUGCAAAGAGAACGGGCAGUCUAGGAAUCACGGCUUUUGUGUUUACCCAAAGGCUCCUCCCUUGUUCCCUUCCAGCCUGUCAGGGAUUGAGCCCAUUUUAAAGGAGAAGGUUACACACAGUAGUAUUGAUAAGGGGUAAAGGUGGGACGAGGAUAGGAUGGGGAUUUUUCUCUGAUCAUUUUAGGGGUUGUAUUUAUUAAAUAUACCUGGCGCCUGUGGAAAUGGGUAGCUGUCAUCA